GUUGUGACCUCCCCUCCCGGCGGUGGACUCACCCCUUUAUGAUAAUGGUAGCGUCACGACUACUUCCUUUCCUUUCUGAGCUGGAGCAGAGCAGCAGCCAUGAGCAUGCUCAGACUUCAAAAGAGGCUUGCCUCCAGCGUGCUGCGCUGCGGCAAGAAAAAAGUAUGGCUGGAUCCAAACGAAACCAAUGAGAUUGCCAAUGCUAACUCCCGUCAGCAAAUCAGGAAGCUGGUUAAGGAUGGUCUGAUUAUCCGCAAGCCAGUAACUGUUCAUUCUCGUGCUCGCUGCCGCAAGAAUACACUUGCACGUAGGAAGGGCAGACACAUGGGCAUUGGUAAGAGAAAGGGUACUGCUAAUGCUCGUAUGCCUGAGAAGCUGUCCUGGAUGAGGAGAAUGCGAAUUCUUCGCCGCCUGCUCCGCCGUUACCGUGAGUCCAAGAAGAUUGACAGGCACAUGUACCACAGCCUGUACCUGAAAGUCAAGGGUAAUGUGUUUAAGAACAAGCGUAUUCUUAUGGAGCACAUCCACAAACUGAAGGCAGACAAGGCUCGCAAGAAGCUGUUGGCUGACCAGGCAGAGGCUCGCAGAUCCAAGACAAAGGAGGCAAGGAAGCGCCGUGAAGAAAGACUUCAGGCCAAGAAAGAGGAAAUAAUCAAGACCCUCUCAAAGGAAGAGGAAUCCAGCAAAAAAUAAAGCCCUGAAUUAUAGCUAGUUUAUAUAUAGAGUACUGCUGUGUGCUCCAAUAAAUUUCCUCUCCCCUCCA
Molecule: messenger RNA, 763 nt
Organism: Rana temporaria (common frog)
Lineage: Eukaryota; Metazoa; Chordata; Amphibia; Anura; Ranidae
Gene: RPL19
Product: ribosomal protein L19
Exons: 6
Coding region: 100-693 (197 amino acids)
Biological process (GO): translation
Cellular component (GO): cytosolic large ribosomal subunit; ribosome
Molecular function (GO): structural constituent of ribosome; RNA binding
Source: RefSeq, a predicted model, not a curated record